UUUUUGCAAAUACUAAAAAUAUACAAGCUGAACCCGUUUUUUAUACUAUAAUUUGCACACUGUUUUCAUAAGGUUUUUUUGGUGUGCGUAUUUCUAUAGGAGAAAUUUUCAUCUCAGAAAACGUAUGCCUUCUAGGUAUAUCAGAAUCACCUAAAACGUCGGCUGCAUAAUAAUUGCAGUACGAGGGUCUCAUGGGUUUGUUACCUUUCCAGUUAAACUUUUUCUCGGAACUUCAAUAUUUGGCUUAAUCUUAACAAAAAAAAAGAUUUAAAAUGUGUGCUGUCUUUUUUGCUACGACGAUCUGUGGCAUAGAGUUGAUUUCCAAAUUUAAGAACUAGACUCAUUUAUUCUGUUGCGCAGUUGAACAAGUUUUGAAAAUAAAUAGAUUAAGUGAACUAUACUUAAACGCUAGAGAAGGCUGAUUCAUAGUUCAGAAUUUCCAAUUUCUUGUUUCAACAUCACCUAAGACAAUAAAUGCAACUAUUAUUAUCUUCACUGAUUACUUUCGCCAAAACGGAUCCACAAACAGCCUCAGUUCAAAAUCUUUUUUCCCAAAUCGAUCCAGCCCAGUGCCCGCCUUUUUCCCUUUCCCUUUUACAUGCGAUUAUUUACUAUUUCAUUCACCGACUAGCUCAGCAUAUAGUGCGCCGCUUCGUACGACUUCGCUAUUUAGUUCCGUCACGGGUAAUGCUUGGUUGUGUUCUUUAGAUGCGGCGAAAAUUGCAACCGAUUACUCUAUCGUUGUUUCCUAUUGCAUCCGUCAGCUGGUGCGUUGGUUUGUGAUGAUUUGCCUGCAUUUGCCCAUAAUCUUAAUAGUGAGGUGGUAACUGUCGAACUUGUCAUGUACAUAUCGCGCGACUGAUGUCUGAUUAAACAUGUCACAAGUGUGUUACCCGCAAACCGCAUCUCGUAUAAUAUAAUUUGAUUCUGGUCCUGUGCGUUUCGCGCAGUCGUUCAGAUAUGGCGUCCCUUGUGGCAACUAACGAGACUCCGAAACCCGUUCAGUCGAGACCGGAGUUUUUGACUCCUCAACCUGUUCCUCGCAGAGAUGGAACCCUAACUCAGCCGGCAACCUCGUCUGGAAUAAUUCAUACAGCAAUGAAUUUUGUAGAAGUUCUUAGCGAGGCUAGCGCUUCUCGCGCCUUCAGUGAUAAAUAUCGUUUGAUUCUUGCCUCAUUGAAGUCCAUCCACACAGGAGUCAGGUCAACAAACUCGAUUCCUCCGGUACAACUUCUUAACGAAUUGGCCAAAAUGACCAGUCUAUUGGAUGGCUUCAACGAGGUGCUUGUUGUUGAACUGUUUAAAUUCAAAAUCCUAUCACUUCAAACUGACAUACUAGCAGCCUACCUUCAUCUUUUGGUUGAGUUAGCUCGGUCCAACACAUUUCACUACGACGAAAUUUGCCGGUUGCUACUCAGUACUAUGGCAUCGAUUGAGGACGAGAAGCCACCCGAAGAUCAGCUCGAUCUGGUGCAUAAGGCGCUCCAGCAGAUGAUCCAAGAGCUGCCACAUUUCAGCGACGUUUUGCUAAAGCAGAUUAGCAAAUGUCUUCCGUUUAUGACUAAACCGUGGUCUCAGCAGGUGAACAUGUACCGACAAGUGCUUCGAAUCGUCGAUUACGUUCCCACACAACUUUCGCUCGACGUUUUAUCACGACUGGUACACAAAAUCAUUGACCUCGAUUGUCACUGCCCCAAAGAGGAGAUGUUGACAAUGGAAGAAACUGUAGACGAUACGGUGGCAACCCAGUUUACAAUGGAUUCUGCUGAAAAUGACAGCACAAUCAAAGAACAAGGCCCAACAAAACACUCAUCGAAGAUUGGCAGUGACAGCCAACCAUCGGCCAUCUCCAUUUGUAAUAGGGAAAUGAAGCAUUCUCUAGGCAAUGCAUUAGAUCGACUUAUGGAGCUCUUGUUUGAAUACAUCGACAGCCACGUGACAGGUUCUCUAGACGAGGCAAAGGCCACAUAUCGGCGGUUCUUGGCCGUAUUCGACAAGUACAUUAUGGCGACGUAUAAAUGUUUGCACGUUCAAUUUCUUAUGUUUUACAUCUGCUCGAAGCGUCCGCUAUUUAUGGACCAUUUGAUUGAUUUUCUGUGGCACAAAGUGCAGGAUCCAAAUACACCAGUUGUGUUUCGACAGAUAUCCGUUGCGUAUCUCGGUUCGUUGCUUAGUCGGGCAGCGUUUGUUAGCGUUGGCACGCUAAAGGACACCCUGACGCUCUUGUCACGUUUUCUACAUAGUUAUAUUGCACAAAGCAGCUCUGCCCAGUUGCUAGGGGUAGAUGUAAAUCGUCACGCAACAUUUUACGCUGUUUGCCAAUCGCUUCUCUACUGUGUCGCAUUCCGUCAUAAGGAUAUUGCUGAAAGCACUAACGGGCUAGAGUUCUUACGGAGUCUCAACCUUGAGCAACUGAUCACGUCGCCGCUGAAUCCAUUGAAGAUCAUGUCGAAGUCGAUUGCUACAAACUUCGCCAAUGUAUCGCGCCAUUAUCAGGUCGUAUAUUGCCACGCUAUUAUUGAGCGCAACCAGCGAAGCGCUUUACCCAUGGCUCAUGUGGCCUACGGACCUCAUAAUGCCCAAACGGCAUCCGGUCAAACUUCACAAUGCAGCACCAUCAUUGAGGGUUAUUUUCCCUUCGAUCCGUACGUGCUCAUACGGUCUCGUCGAUGGAUUGAGCCCAUUUACAGGCAUUACGUUGAUUAUUUGUCAUCGGCCGGCGAUCUAGAUGAUGACGAGGAUGAAGACGUUGAGGAAAUGGACGACGAAACGAGUGGCGGUGGUGGAGAAGAUGGUUCGAGCCGAAGUCGCGUUAUGAAAAUUGACAGACAGACCUCGAUAACGUCAGCGUCGCCGCACGACGCUUCGGUAGCAAUGAGUAUCGUGAGUGCAAAUAGCUCGCUGAGCGGACAAGGCGUUGAGAAGCUUUUUGCCUACUCUGUUUCACCGGGUUUCAUUCACUGAUGAAGUGUAUGUUAUAGUUGGGUUGAAGAACUAUAGUGUAAUCUAAACACAGUAGGAUAAUAGGGUCGUUCGGUAAAUGCAAAUGAAGGUAACUUUUACUAAUUUUCGAUACGACAGAACUUGCUGCAGGCGAUCGAAUUAGUCGUUAUUGUUGGUUUUUGUUGUGUUUCUCGUUACUCCGAAAGAACAAAGAUGAGUAGGUGUUAGGCGUCGCAGACUGAUUUGUUUUAGACAAAGAACGAGCUGUAAGAGAAACAAGUAUAUGAUACGUGUAAUAUCGCUGAAAACGAAAUAAAAAUGUGUGGAAACCUA
Messenger RNA from Varroa destructor (honeybee mite), 3276 nucleotides. RefSeq names its product RNA polymerase I-specific transcription initiation factor RRN3 homolog Tif-IA (gene Tif-IA). NCBI's taxonomy places the organism in Eukaryota, Metazoa, Arthropoda, Arachnida, Mesostigmata, Varroidae. Gene Ontology annotation, cellular component: nucleus. The record is from RefSeq and is a predicted model, not a curated record. Gene Ontology annotation, biological process: transcription initiation at RNA polymerase I promoter. Gene Ontology annotation, molecular function: RNA polymerase I general transcription initiation factor activity; RNA polymerase I core binding.